AUGAAACUAUUUUUUAUUACGUUAUUGGUUCUACCGGCGCUGCUCUGCUUCCAAAGCUCGAGCACAAUAUUUGCCAGAGCAGAUGAGGAUGAACUCGAUGAUGUAGUUGACAUUGAGGGUGAAGACAACCAGGUGGUGGGUGACGAUGCUCUUGGUGACGAUGAUGACUCGAUCGUUAAAUCAUCACAAGAUGUUGACACAACUAUACUGUUCAUGAAACCCAUCACCAGUUAUGGUGAUGUGGCAUUCGACCUUCAAGCCGGCUACCCUGUUGAGUUCCUCGUUGGCUUCAUCAACAAGGGCUCAGAAGACUACAUAGUUGAGACUAUGGAAGCAUCCUUCCGUUAUCCCAUGGACUACAACUAUUAUAUUCAGAAUUUCACUGCACUACCAUACUACAGAGAGGUCAAGCCUAAACAAGAGGCUACAUUCGCUUACUCAUUUAUCCCUAACGAAGCUUACGCCGGACGUCCCUUCGGACUUAACAUUCAGCUGAACUAUAGAGAUGCCAGCGGUAACUAUUAUCAGGAAGCAGUAUACAACCAGACAAUCAACAUUGUUGAAGUAUCUGAAGGUCUUGAUGGAGAGACAUUCUUCUUGUAUGUGUUCCUCGGUGCAGCUUGUGUAUUGACCUUAGUUCUCGGACAGCAAGCAUUAUCUUCACUUGCAAGACGGUCGAGGUCCCCACGAUCUGUGUCUAAACCCAUUGAGACUGGAACGGCCACUAAUGUUGACUAUGACUGGCUGCCAAAGGAUGUCGCUAACCAACUUAAAAAAUCACCCAAAACACCAAAACAAUCACCACGCGCGAGGAAAGCGAAAAGAUCUGCUGGCGAUGAUUAA
Messenger RNA from Danaus chrysippus (African queen), 843 nucleotides. NCBI's taxonomy places the organism in Eukaryota, Metazoa, Arthropoda, Insecta, Lepidoptera, Nymphalidae. The record is from the annotation of a GenBank genome assembly.